GAUACACCCAAUUUCGAUGUGAGCAAAGGGAAUCAUUUCCUCGCGGUCGACCCUAUCUUACGUGCUAAAUAAGUGGGGCUACUUCUAACCAAACCGAAGGUUGUUGAAUUUUGUAGAAACUGGUAAUGACAGAUAGGGCAUACACAAUGAGGUUGGAAGCAGAAAUGGCUGCUCCUUUGCAUUUGCAAAGAUUGGAGCGUAGCCUCAAUGUACAACCCUUCUUGCGGCAAAUCAAUGAGUUAUUCCAAGAUCCAGCUAGUGAGGAUGACAAAUCUAUAUCAUCGGAAUCAUCUGAAGGGUCGGACACUUAUCUUGAUAGUGUACUGAUUCGAAAAGAAGAGGAGAGAAUUAAUAAAUUGAGGCUCUAUAAUAUGUCGAGUGUGGGAGAGGAACGGAGAUGGUUGCAGGACAUUCUUUUAAGUGAUUCAUCAGAUAGCUCAGCAUCAGGAUCUGAUACAGAUAGUCCUGUUACAGAAGAAGAUUUUCAGGACAUGUUAAAGUUUCACAUACUCAGAAAAAAAUACCAGGGUCGUUUCUAUCAGAAACCAGAGAAUAUACAGUACCAGUACUACAGUGCUGGCUUGUUGUCAAACUAUGACAGAUUUUUAGAACAUCAAAAGUUAAUAGUUGGGAAUAAAAAGAAAAAAGAAAAGAAACCUGAGAAAAAAGUCAUAAAGAUCAAAAAGGAAAAAAUUCCUCGUCAUAGACAAGCUGAUGAUUACCCUGAAGGGGAAUAUCCGGACGAAGAAUGGGAUCGUACAAUGCCUAGGGAAGAAGAAUUAGAUGAAGCUGAAUUGGAAGCAAUAAUGCGUCACCAACCGCGGCAACGUGGGAGAAAGAAGCAUAAUAAUAAAAGUCCAGAAGUAAUGGCGAUGAGGAGGAGAAAGAUCUGGGUGAUGAUGUCUAAGAAAGAACUGGGAAAAGUACAAAGAGCGAAAACCAAUAAUCAUAAGGAAAUGUUAAUUAGUUGUAAGAAAGUAGCACAGCAUUGCAUGAAAUAUUGGAGGCAAAAGGCUAUGCAAUCACAAAAGAAUAUGAAGGAAACCAUAUGGAGAGCAAAACGUCUUACAAGGGAAAUGCAAUCGUACUGGAAACGUUAUGAUCGCGUCGAACGUGAAACGAGAAGAAGAUUAGAAAAAGAGGCUGAAGAACAAAGAAAAAUGGAUGUAGAGCUCAUCGAGGCAAAGCGACAGCAAAGAAAACUGAAUUUCCUUAUAACGCAAACCGAAUUGUAUGCCCACUUUAUGUCCCGAAAAUUGGGGAAAGCUUCUCCCGAAGAACAGUUGAGAAUUUUAAAUCAAUUAGACGAAGAGAAAAAUCCAAGACUUGUCGGAAUUGAUGAUUAUGAUAGCGAAACUAUGAAGCAGAGAGCGAAACGGAAUGCUACUGAAGCGUUUGAUAAUGAGAAAGCUAGAGCAAAGCAAUUUGAUACCGCAGCUGCGUCUCAAGAAUUACGACUUAGUGAUACUCCCGAAAAUUUGGAACACCCACAGCCUGCGAUUUUCAAAGGAAACCUGAAAGGUUACCAAUUGAAAGGAAUGAAUUGGCUAGCUAAUUUAUAUGAUCAGGGAAUCAGUGGAAUUUUGGCGGAUGAAAUGGGUUUGGGAAAAACUGUGCAGUCUAUAGCGUUUUUAUGCCAUGUCGCUGAAACAUACUCUGUAUGGGGACCAUUUUUAAUUAUAUCGCCAGCUUCAACGUUACACAAUUGGCAGCAGGAAAUGGCACGAUUCGUGCCAAUGUUUAAAGUGGUACCAUAUUGGGGUAAUCCCCAGGAACGCAAGAUAUUGAGACGAUUUUGGGACACUAAAGACUUGCACACGAAAGAGGCUUCGUUUCACGUUGUGAUUACUAGUUAUCAAUUAGUUAUUACUGAUUAUAAAUACUUUAACAGGAUAAAAUGGCAGUAUAUGAUCUUAGACGAAGCACAGGCUAUAAAAAGUACCAGCAGUAUGAGGUGGAAAUUGUUGCUUGGGUUUAGUUGUCGUAAUAGAUUGUUACUCAGUGGUACACCAAUUCAAAACAGCAUGGCAGAAUUAUGGGCGCUGUUGCAUUUCAUAAUGCCCACUUUGUUCGACUCCCAUGAUGAAUUCAAUGAAUGGUUUUCCAAAGAUAUUGAAAGCCAUGCUGAAAAUAAAACGGGGAUUGACGAGAAACAUUUAUCAAGAUUGCACAUGAUUCUGAAACCUUUCAUGUUGCGAAGAAUAAAGAAGGAUGUAGAGAAUGAAUUGUCAGAUAAAAUAGAAGUGAUGGUUUAUUGCCCUCUGACUACAAGACAGAAGUUACUUUAUUCAGCAUUAAAGAAGAAGAUUAGAAUAGAAGAUUUAUUACAUUAUACGGUGGGUGGCGGUGAUACUGCGACCAACGAUAAAAAUUUCACGUCAAAUCUUAUGAAUCUAGUCAUGCAAUUCCGGAAGGUUUGCAAUCAUCCAGAACUUUUUGAGCGCAGAGACGCUAGAUCUCCGUUCUUUAUGCACACAGAAUUUUAUGAAAUGCCAGCGUUAUUGUAUACGGCGGGACUGCUGCAUCUUUCGUUGCCAUCUAAAGAUCAUAUGCUUUACAAUAAGCUGUUUAUAUUUGCUACCGAAUAUAUACAUCGAAUUCUUCACGAAGACAACGGAAGUUCCACCCAGAAUCCGUUUUCAUUUAGUAGAUUUAUAAACUUGUCCCCAAUGGAAAUGAAUAAAGUGUUUGUCAUUGGUAUUUUAUUUAGAUUAUGUCUUGCAACUUUAAUGGAGAGAAGAACAAAAAUGGCGCGUCACUGGGAAGAUUGGAAUGUUGACGAGAAGACGGAAAUUCCUAGGAACCAAAUGUUUCUAUUCUCCAGGAAAAUCGACUCUUCCUCGCAGACAUUCCAGGAUUUGAUUUUCACAAGGAAGAUUAUGAAGGGAGAGCCUGUAUAUACGCAUACGACACACGCUAUUCAUUCAAUGCCUGAAACUGUUGCUCAUCGAAUUCUACGUAGCAGUAAGAAGACUGCUAAUCCAUCGUUGAAGAGAAUAAUUCCAUCUAUCAAAGCAGAGCAAGAAGACUCGAAGCUGACCUUGCUUCCAGAGCAUCCACACCUACCAAGACCACCGAUAAUGAGACUUUGUCAACAGACUACCAUUCCAUCCUUUAUUUGCGAUAGUUAUCCUAAGGUUCAAGCUAGUCCUCGAAAAUUGUAUGUUAGUAAUAGUGCCGCAGCAUGCGCAUGGAAGAGACACGAGGAAUGCGGUGGGAAAUUCGGUCAACGGCUUUUGUGGCUCGGUUGCGAGCGAGCCCUUUCUAUUCCAUCAUCACAAGAGACCUCCAGUUUUCGUAUAACGCAGACAACGUCAACGUUCUCUGUUGAAUCACAAGGUGGAAUAUCUGCGUGUACACCUAUUAAUGGAUGGUCGAAUAUUAUAGUACCAGAUAAACAAACGUUGGUGACAGAUGCCGGUAAACUUUCAGUAUUGGACAGUCUUCUGCGACGUCUCAAAGAACAGGGUCAUCGUGUGCUCAUUUAUUCUCAGAUGACCAAAAUGAUAGAUUUGUUAGAGGAAUACAUGUAUCACAGAAAACAUACUUUUAUGAGAUUAGACGGUUCUUCGAAGAUCUCUGAUCGGCGAGACAUGGUCGCAGACUUUCAGAAAAGGGCAGACAUAUUCGUCUUUCUGCUGAGCACCCGAGCCGGGGGCCUGGGAAUAAACCUCACUGCCGCAGACACGGUGAUCUUUUAUGAUAGCGAUUGGAAUCCUACGGUGGAUCAACAGGCCAUGGAUCGAGCCCAUAGGCUUGGACAAACGAAACAGGUUACCGUAUAUCGAUUAAUUUGCAAGGGGACCAUCGAGGAAAGAAUACUGCAACGUGCCCGAGAAAAGAGCGAGAUACAACGUAUGGUAAUAAGCGGUGGCAACUUUAAACCAGAUACUUUGAAGCCCAAGGAGGUGGUCUCACUUUUGUUGGACGACGAAGAAAUCGAAGCUAAAUACAGCCAACGAAGCGAGGAGAGAAAGCAGCACACGGAGGAUUCUCGGCUCGAGUCGACGCUACAUUACAAGGAGAAGGACCGGAAGAGGAAGUUAACCGCGCUUCCGGUCAAGGGUGACGCCAAGAAGCCUUGUCUCGCGGACGCGAACGGGGAUAAAAUUGGUGAUAUUGUACAGACGAAUUCGAAUGACAGCAACCAGACGAGUACCGCUUCUCAAGCGCAUCUUGUUAAUAACCAUCAACAGAUACUCGACACGUCGGACGAUUACAGUGUGCCCGCUAGCCCCGUCAAGUCCGAGGAUGAGACGAGCAACGAUGGUCUUGUCGUCGACGUGGACGGUCCGGUUGGAGGAACGUCCAGUGACUCACGACAAUUACGUGUCAGCCAGUUCGGCGAACAACCGGCCAAAGUAAAUCGUUUGGAUCACCAUAUCGCAUUCGGCACCGGGACCGGUGGUGUACGAAUCAGGCCGACGAUUCGCGGUACCAGUAAACGGGGCAGACCACGUGGUUCCCGCAGAGGUGGGCCAGUCGGAGGAAAAGGCAGGGGUCUUCUUCUGCUUCAUCCACCGUCAUCGAAGGGGGGCGGAAGCGAUCCUCAAUCGCCGGCGUCCAUGUCGCCUACUAGCAGUGUCACCGGUGAUCAGACACUUCAACACGGAGUUCAAGGGACAUCGUCUGGUCCAGCAGAGGGUGACGGUCCGAGCACAGUGGGUCCACUGGGCCCGGUCGGUACUCUGGGUUCCGUAUCCGGCCGAGGAGGUGUGCCAACUAUACGAAGAGGACCUGGACGACCCCGUCUCAGGCCGACCGGCCCAGGCCAUCAAGGAUACCGCACCGCUGGCCAUCAUCACGGCAGAAAGGUCCAGCGACCUCUUCCAGUGCCACUGAGAUCCCAGCAAACGAUCGCCACCGUGAACCAACAGAAAUCACCUGGUCAACGUCCUAUGGGAUCAUCCGGUCCCUCAGUGUCCACCACAUCUUCCCUGAACACCGCCAGCUCGUCGUUUCCCUCGUCCACAGGCGAGUCCAGACCGUUUGGAUUCUACACGCAGCAGCAACAACAGCAACAACCAAGAGGAUCUUCCUAGCUUUCGGAUGGUGAAUUCCUUCGUGUAAUCCUCGAGGGAGACUCUUGAACCCCUCCCGGGGAUCGUCACGUAUAUUCGAUUAUUGUCCCCGUUGUGUCCUGGAUACUCCCUGACGAUCAACUCACCGAUCAUCUACACAUGCUAGGAGAAACAAUAUCACUCACGAAUCAUCUAGCUAUAUAUAGGCGGAGGAGGACAAUUUUGGCACUGUUUCCCCGGAGGAACAGCUACCACAAAGUUCGAUUGGGUUCUCGAAACGGGGCGGUUAGAACAUUCGAGCAAGCCGGGACAUCCUCGUGGCUGAGUAUCU
This is a messenger RNA of Dufourea novaeangliae, 5352 nucleotides long. It is a transcript of the gene Ino80, whose product is annotated as putative DNA helicase Ino80. Gene Ontology annotation, biological process: DNA repair. The transcript is spliced from 26 exons. The record is from RefSeq and is a predicted model, not a curated record. Bases 126 to 5042 code for a protein of 1638 amino acids. Gene Ontology annotation, cellular component: Ino80 complex. Gene Ontology annotation, molecular function: ATP binding; DNA binding; ATP-dependent chromatin remodeler activity. NCBI's taxonomy places the organism in Eukaryota, Metazoa, Arthropoda, Insecta, Hymenoptera, Halictidae.